AUGUCGUCACCAAACAACAAGACCCAAGAUGAUCCGCAGCCACCGCCGACCGUGAUGCCUUCGACACCACCUCGACCAGCCUCAUUAGACGAUAGCCGAUCUCUGCAAGGCGACGACAAUAUGAGCUCUAGCUCAACACCCACCAACUCACGGGGCUCCAACUUCUCCCCAGCCGAUUGUCGCACCCUCCAAAAGAUUCUCCAUGACGUGCGCAGCCCUUCACCUCUCUCCGCAACGUCAUACUUUGACGAAACACCCGCAAGGAAGCUCAAUCUCACUGCGACACCUACUGGUAGCCUCGCGGAAGAGCGAGUCGCCCAGAAGGAGAAGGUGUUCGAUUCUGGCGAUGAACGAGAGGGAGGCUACGAAGAUGAAGAUGACAGUAUGGAACUGAGCGAUGAAGAGGAUGCUUUCAGUACAGGCGGACAGAAAGAUGGGGACACGAUCGAGGACGUUAUGAAUCUUCCUGGUAAGACUGCGCCACCUGUACCUGUCCUGGACUACGGCAGCUUCUAUACCCACGAUAAGCCCACGCUUGAUGAGCCUGGCAAGUUGCAGCUUCGUCGCGCUGCGAUCGAAAAAGACCUGCAGGAGCAAUGUCGACAGCAGGAAUGCGCAUCAGUGAUUGCUGCAACAGACGGCAUCUUUGACACUGACGCACUGAAUCAUGACGUAUCAAGUCAAGCGCUGGCUAUCGAAGAGGCUAGCGAUCGCAAGUAUCUCCAAGAAGGCAUCGGCAUGCACCCCGUGGAAGAUGAACGGGUGGCCACCGGUGCGCUUGGUUCUCCCGAAGCCUACAUCGACCGACCUCGACUGCAUAUAUCAUCCCGCAAUGUCCGUCGUGCGUCUGAAGAUGCACUACCAGUGUCAACCUCAUUCAUCGCGUUCCCUUCUCCUUCCCGCGCCGUCGUUCAGACUCCCAACGGCAGACACAUCGACUUUGCGCCCUCUGCUACUACGCCAGACACACCCUUGACGGACAUACCCAGUUAUUUUGACUUUCAUGAAGGCAAACGUUGCUCUCCGCACAAGAGCCGCCGCAGUGCCUCUUCGCCGACAGAAAUUGUCGACUCAGCGAGGGAUACCAGAGUGGAAGAGGAGGAAGCGGCGGAGCAGAGGGAGCUAGUGAACUUAGAUCGAUUUCGGGACAUGGAUCUUGCACCGAUAGAGACUGUCAUGGAGGGCGGACCAGCUGGCGACUUGAUCAUGUGCGGAACUCCUGCGAAAGCCAGUGACAGAGCCCUCUUUCUCCAAAGCGCAUCUAAUACCGCGGAUUCCGAGAUUGAAGAAUGGAUUGACUUGCAACGCACGCAGUCCAGACUGCCUUCACCGCGUCGACCAAACUUGCUUAUCGAGCAGGACGAGGAGAAUGACGCCGAUGUUGAGGAGUCAGAUAGUACAUCUGAUCCAGAACAGCAGCAGCUCGCCGGCCUCCCACGAUACCCUACUUUCAUCACUGUCAUCAGCAUGAUACCAGCGGCUAUCUUCUGGGCUACUGCUGCAUCAAUCGUUGACUGCAGUAGCAAAGCAUUUGAUACGCUCAUCGAGAAGCUGACUGGGCUAAAGGUCUAG
Alternaria arbusti is the source of this 1572-nucleotide messenger RNA. RefSeq lists its product as uncharacterized. The coding region runs from base 1 to 1572 and encodes 523 amino acids. The transcript has 2 exons. NCBI's taxonomy places the organism in Eukaryota, Fungi, Ascomycota, Dothideomycetes, Pleosporales, Pleosporaceae. The record is from RefSeq and is a predicted model, not a curated record.